AUGUCUCCAGAGCCGGAGAAGCCUAAGAAGGCCCCUCGGAAGCACGUCACGACGGCUUGCGUGCCCUGUCGUGAGAGUAAGAUCCGGUGCGACGGGUCAACACCGCAUUGCCAGAAUUGCCAGCGGAAAGGAAAAGCCUGCAAGUACCAACAUGGAGACGACAAACGCAAGGUCUCUCUUCGAGCUGCGACGGAGCUUUUCUCUGCGAGAAUUGACCAGCUUGUUCAAUUUAUUCAUGAUCAGGGAUUGGAACCGCCACCUAUGGGACCGGAUGACGAGGCGGGUAUGAAUCGGGUUCUUGAUACCCUGCAAAUCCCGCGAGGUGUCGCCAGGACAAAAGUUUCUUCAAAUGAUGGCCAAAUGCCCCGGUCUGACGUGCAUCACUCGGAUGGAUUGGAUCAAUCUCCGGUGCAGAGCUCGCCAACCACGACACCGAAUGGUCAACCACAGCAUCAGGCACAGCUGUCAACUGAGACUGCACCUACUGGUGCUUCGCCUUCGCAGGGCAUUAUGUCGAAUCAGCAGCUGUCGUCUAUGGAACCAUGGAGUCCGUUCGGCAUGGUGCGAGGUGUACCGGAAAAUCAGAACUUUGUGCACUGGGGCUUCACUUUACCGACAGCGGAAAGCUUGGAUACGAUAUACGCGAAUAUCAACGGAGGAUCAGGCUUGCCAGUCAACACAAACCUGAGCCCGGACAGUUUCCCGCUGGGCAUGGACAUGGCACAGCAGCCGGGUGUCUUGCUAAGCCAAGUCCCCCAAGACCGCGACCACGAGUCAGACAGCGAUGAAGAGAACGAGGCCGAGAACGACGUGAUCGAGCAGCUUUCUCAUCGAAUUGGCACGCUGAAAAUAGCAGGGGAUGGCCACUUGCGAUUUUACGGUGCGACGUCUAAUCUAAAUUUAGUCGAUGUAUCUGCGACACAACAGCGACAGCGACCAGACGCACGGACUGUGCGUCACGAUGGGCAGGAUAUUCUGAACCAUCUUCGUGUCGGUCAACCGGUUGAUCAAGCUUUGGAAGAUCAUCUCGUGGAGUUGUACUUCACGUGGCAGAAUCCCAGCAUUUAUGUCGUGGAUAAAGAAAUGUAUAUGACGGCUCGACUGAAGUGGCGCAAUGAAUUUGACGACACUCCGUUCUACUCCGAGGUUCUCACGAACGCUAUGUGUGCGAUUGGAAGUGCAUUCGAAGCAAGAUAUCAUCCGACAUUUAUCACGUUUCCUAAAUCUCUGGCCGAGUUCUUUGCCGACAGGGCCAAGGCGUUGCUGGAGAUUGAGCUUGAUUCGCCUUGUGUGGCGACUGUUCAGGCUCUUGUUCUGAUGAGUUGUCACGAAGGAGCAUCCAAUCGAGAUGCCCGAGGCUGGCUGUAUAGUGGAAUGUCGAUGCGACUCGCCUUCGACCUCGGCUUGCACCUUGAUAUGACAUCGUAUGUCAACCAAGGGGACAUGAGUGCCCACGAGGCAGAUGUUCGACGUGCUGCGUUCUGGGGCAGCUAUAUUGCAGAUCAUUUUUGGGGAUUCUAUCUGGGUCGUCCAUUCCGAAUGAAUGCCGGAGAUGUGACGGUCCCAAAACCUGCUUCGACUCUUGGUGUCGAGAAAGAAGGGGUCUGGCAUCCGUAUGGACUUCAAACUACGUCCAAGACACUAGAGGACGGUCUACAAAAUCCCACUGAGCUAAUCAGCCGGCAAUUCGUGGUUUUGCCACAUCUUAUACGGUUGUUCGGAUAUCUCCCCCACGACCUGCAAAGAAUCACCUUCCAAGUAACAGAGGACCUCUUCGCCUGGAAAGCCAACCUCCCAUCAACUCUCCAAAUCGAUCUAGACGACGAUUCCACUCCAAAACUCCCCCACCUUCUCAUCCUCCACAUGCAAUAUCAUCAAAUAAUCAUCUUCUUCCACCGCCCCUGGGUAUCAAAGAGCUACAUCCAACCCCGCAGUCCCCGCCAGGGCCCAGGCUACCACCACGCCCGUCGCAUGUGCGUUGAAUCCGCCACGGCAGUAGCCCGCUUGCUACACAUAUACGAGAAGCACUAUACAUUCCGACGCAUGAACAACCAAGUGGUCGCGAUAAUCUUCAGCGCCGCGCUGAUGCUCCUCUUCGUCACAGUCUCCAGUUCCCCAAUACUCCCGACUAAACCGGGCGAGUCGAGUACCGUGCACCCACGUAACGCGGAGAUGGUCGCGUACCUGAACCUGUGUUUCCGUGCACUGGAUGAACUGGGCCAGUCCUUUGAGAAUGCGAAGCGCACGCGUGAUUACCUAGUUACUUUGCAACGACGCUGGCAAGCCCAUAUGCGGCGGACUGGAUCCGGCGCGAAGAGGCAGAUCAGUAGUGCGAAUUUGCCGGCGAUGGCGGGGCAGGGAUCUUCCACGCAAGUCUCCCAGAAGGAACAUGGGAGUGAUGUAUCGCGCAAGAAGACGCGCCUCGUUGAUACUGGCACGCUUAACCGCACAUCAGGUGACUCGUCUACCUCCAUGGCCGCUGGGCGGUCUUACCAGCAGUACCCCUCUCAGCAGCAGCAACAACAACAGCAGUCCUUCCAACAACACCCUUUCUCCUCGCAAGCAGCGCAAGCAAGUGAACUUGAUUGGAUUCGGAACACAGAUUUGAAUCUUCUUUCUGAUGGCGAUGUCAGCGGUAGUCCGAAUCAUGCUUUGGGCACUCUCUCGCAAUCCCAGUUCCCUGGUGAACCGGGCAUGUUGCCGGAUCUGGGUGAUAUUGAGGGGUGGUGGAGUCCGCCUCAUGGGACUGGGAUGGGAGGGACGGCGUUGUAG
This is a messenger RNA of Penicillium daleae, 2772 nucleotides long. RefSeq names its product transcription factor domain-containing protein. Gene Ontology annotation, molecular function: DNA-binding transcription factor activity, RNA polymerase II-specific; zinc ion binding; DNA binding. The transcript is spliced from 4 exons. The record is from RefSeq and is a predicted model, not a curated record. NCBI's taxonomy places the organism in Eukaryota, Fungi, Ascomycota, Eurotiomycetes, Eurotiales, Aspergillaceae. Gene Ontology annotation, biological process: regulation of DNA-templated transcription; DNA-templated transcription. Bases 1 to 2772 code for a protein of 923 amino acids.